AUGUCAUGUUUCACUGAUCAAUUAAAAGAAAAGAUUAUCAGUCGUUUAUCGCUUUAUCGAAGAAGAUUUCAAAGAAAUCGUCAACGUUCAUCUACAACAAAAAAUACGGCUGAUGUUUCACCCUCACCCUAUCUAGAUCUCGUAUCGAAUCCAUUUACUUCACAAGAAUGGAAUUAUCUCAAACUAGGUCCGUCAUUUAUUCGAUUAAAUCAAAGUGUGUUACGUUCUGAUGAACAACAAGAAAUUGAAAUUAGAAAUGAACAUCGUGGUAUUUUUACUAAAGUUCAAAAUCAUCUUGUGAAUUUCUAUCAUAUACCAAGAACAGUACCAAUCUUUCAAGAUUAUUCUCAACAACUUCUCGAUUAUAUUCGCCAAUGUUAUUUUUCAUCAGUACCUUAUAAAGAUCGAAUUCAAGCAAAAAAAUAUGCUCAAAUCGUGGCAUCCACUCGGAAAAAGCUUAUGAAACAUCGUCUCGUUCUUCGUCUGACUGAUAAAGGACAUAAUUUUUAUGUUGGAUCGGCAAGUGAAUUUGAAAAGAAAUGUCAACAAUUCUUUCAUGAUACCAACACUUUUAUGGAAUUAACAGAGAAUCCAUUUGACGAUCUUCUAAAUAAAGUUAUUCAAUUGCUCAAUAGUUUUUAUUAUAAACAUAUUCGUCCUAUAUUUGAUAAACAUUGUUAUGCAACUACUAUUUUCGAUGGUGCUCAUUUCAUCAAACGAAUCAAUAAAUAUGUUAAAAAUGGACUUUUCAGACCAACUACCAUAUUCUGUACCUUUGAUAUUCAUAAUCUCUAUACUAUGUUACCACAAGAUGAAGCAUUAAAUAUUCUCGUUGAAUUUCUACAUGUUCAUGGAUAUCGUAAAGUCAAAGGAAUCGUACUUGAUACGAUUCGAAAAUUAGCAUCAAUUGUAAUUAAAGAAAAUAUGUUUGUCUAUGGAAAGAAAAUCUAUAAGCAAACAACAGGUGGGGCUAUGGGUUCAUCAUUUACAUUAACGCUAGCUAAUCUAUUUAUGUGGAAAUGGCAAAAAGAACUCGUUCGUCAGCAUAAUAUUUGUGGUGAAUUCUUCGGUCGGUAUAUUGAUGAUGUUUUUAUGGCAUGGAAUAGAACGGAACAAGAAUUACGAAAAUUAUUAGCUGACGCUAAUCAAUGGCAUCCAAACAUCUAG
Messenger RNA from Adineta ricciae, 1167 nucleotides. NCBI's taxonomy places the organism in Eukaryota, Metazoa, Rotifera, Eurotatoria, Adinetida, Adinetidae. The record is from the annotation of a GenBank genome assembly.